CCCACUCUACAGACCCUUCCUACAUCUACUGUACCUCUGAAACAACCGGAACCACAAGCUCAGAUCACUUCCAUCAACACAGCUCAAGGCCUGACAUUAAAUCCCACAAUACUCAAUAGCCAAGCUCCACUUGUUGGUUCUUUGACUGCCACACCGGUUAUUGCGAAUGCCAUGCCUGGUUUACAGGGAAUCAUGAGUCCACUCAUAACUAAUGCACAAGGGCAGGUCAUAGGAACUCUCCCCUUAGUCAUGAACCCAGCUACGAUAUCAACAAGCAAUACAGUGACAGCAAUACCAACACAAAGCCUACAGGUGCAAGCAGUUACACCACAGAUGCUGCUGAACGCACAAGGUCAAGUCAUUGCAACUGUAAUCAGCAACCAGUUUGUGCCAGUCCUGAGCCGGCAGGGGGGUCCCCUCUCACCUGUAAAGACAUUGCAGCAGGUACAAGCUUUCCAGGCAAUAGCUACUGUUGCACCACCCAACGUGACACCGACCACAUCCGCUGCACCGACUGAACCCCCUGUUACGUCAAGCAACACUCCUUCCAGUGCUAGUGUUGGACAGCUGGUCAGCAAGCCUCAAAAUGCACCCACUGAGGUGGAUGGAAUAAACUUGGAAGAGAUACGUGAAUUUGCAAAGAAUUUUAAGAUCCGUCGACUAUCUCUUGGGCUGACACAGACACAAGUUGGACAGGCACUAAGUGCAGCGGAGGGGCCUGCCUACAGCCAGUCAGCCAUCUGCAGGUUUGAGAAAUUGGAUAUCACUCCUAAAAGUGCACAGAAGAUCAAGCCGGUGCUUGAAAGAUGGCUAACAGAAGCAGAAGUGCGACAUCGUGCUGGCAUACAGAACCUCACCGAGUUUGUUGGUAGUGAACCUUCAAAGAAACGUAAACGACGCACAUCUUUCACGCCGCAGGCCCUGGAAAUUCUUAACAUCCAUUUUGAGAAAAACACCCACCCCACUGGUCAAGAAAUGACAGAGAUAGCUGAGCAGCUGAACUAUGACCGAGAGGUUGUUAGAGUGUGGUUCUGCAACAAGCGACAGACUUUAAAGAACACCAUCAAGAGGUUGCAGCACAAUGACUCGACGGAAUCAGGUUCAGUGGAACGAUUAUCGGACUCCAAAGUAAACAUUGCUGGGACGGGCUGAUGUGCAGAAGAUUCUUUCAAGUCCACCUGUACUGUUUCCACAGUCCUGCCCUGUCUGGAUCUUCCCUAGCCAUUUUUAUCUUUUCUGUUGUUACCGGUGCUGUGGAGUUCAUGCCAUUUACAUUGUGCACUAUAGCUCUUUGGAUGCUUUUACAAAAUUGUACUCCUGGUGCAGAAAUCACAGAGAGCUUGUGCUCAGAUUACCAGGAGACACUUAUGGCAGGAAAGGAACCGUGCCAGAAUUUCAUAAAGCCACCCCUUAUAAGCUUGCCUGAAUCACCUUACAGUGAAUCAUUAUUGUUCUCUCUGUUUGAAAAGUGCACAUCCUGUUAUUUUGGACACUAAUUUUUAAACACCUGGGACCUACAUCUCAAUAUAAGGCCUUCAGUGACUUAAUGCUUCAAUUCAGAGUCAUACCUAAUAUUUACAUGAUACAAGCUGAAAUGUGUAUACAACUGUGUAUAUUACAUGAUGCAAGG
This is a messenger RNA of Pristis pectinata (smalltooth sawfish), 1630 nucleotides long. RefSeq names its product POU class 6 homeobox 1 (gene pou6f1). The transcript has 7 exons. The record is from RefSeq and is a predicted model, not a curated record. Gene Ontology annotation, biological process: regulation of transcription by RNA polymerase II. The coding region runs from base 172 to 1152 and encodes 326 amino acids. Gene Ontology annotation, molecular function: DNA-binding transcription factor activity, RNA polymerase II-specific; RNA polymerase II cis-regulatory region sequence-specific DNA binding. NCBI's taxonomy places the organism in Eukaryota, Metazoa, Chordata, Chondrichthyes, Rhinopristiformes, Pristidae.